This is a messenger RNA of Psammomys obesus (fat sand rat), 871 nucleotides long. It is a transcript of the gene Lcn2, whose product is annotated as lipocalin 2. The transcript is spliced from 7 exons. The coding region runs from base 80 to 676 and encodes 198 amino acids. Gene Ontology annotation, molecular function: small molecule binding. The record is from RefSeq and is a predicted model, not a curated record. NCBI's taxonomy places the organism in Eukaryota, Metazoa, Chordata, Mammalia, Rodentia, Muridae.
AAGAGGGCCCCUGGAGAGUCCUUUUCCCUCCUUCCUCCUCCUCCUCCAAUACAUACUGGACCCAGCAACUGCUGAAACCAUGGCCCUUGGUGUCCUGUGUCUGGGCCUUUCCCUGCUUGGGGCCCUGCAGAACCAGGCCAAGGACCCAGCUCAGAACUUGAUCCCUGCCCCAUCUCUGGAUAAGGUCUCCCUGCAGCCCAACUUCCAGCACGAUAAGUUCCAGGGGAAAUGGUAUGCCGUGGGCCUGGCAGGCAAUGCGGUCCAGAAAGACAAACAAGGCCGCUUCACAAUGUACAGCACCCAUUAUGAGCUGCAAGAGGACAAGAGCUACAACGUCACCUCCAUCCUGCUCAGGGACCAGGGCUGUGACUACUGGAAGAGAAAUUUUGUUUCAAGCUCCAAAGCUGGCCGGUUCACCCUGGGAAACAUUCACAGUUACCCUGGGAUACAAAAGUACACUGUACAAGUGGCUGAAACUGACUACGACCAGUUUGCCAUAGUAUUCUUCCAGAAGACUGCUGGGAACAAGGAGUACUUCAAGAUUACCCUGUAUGGGAGAACCAAGGAGCUGCCUUCUGAACUGAAGAAGCGUUUCGCCAGCUUUGCCACCUCUCUGGGCCUCACAAAUGACCGUAUCGUCUUCUCUGUCCCCAUCGAACGAUGCAUUGAUGGCUGAACAGGCGGUGCCUCCUGUCUGCCCUCCGCCCCAUCUUCCCUGUUGCCAGAGAACCACCUGGUUGCCCCACCAGCCACAAUAGCAGUGAGCACUGGGUACCUCUUUUUAUUCAGACAGCCCUGCCCAUCCACCUGUUCCCAAAGCUGCCCCACUGAAGGAGCCUGCUCUUCUGCUAAAUAAACACGUCCCCAGUUC